GCCGUCCCCAUUCCCGAGGAAGCAGAAUCAUGGGCAGACGACCUCCCUGAGUAUGAGAUUUCCCCAGAGGAGGCUGGUGGGAAAUUUGAGGGUGACAUGGAUAUAGAACCUGACUUUUUUAAGCAUCGUAAUGCCCUUGCAGCUAGCGGUAAGAGGUGGCCCAACGGUCAGGUACCUUACGUCAUCAGCAGCUUCGUACACCUCAUCGCAAAAGUCCUUCAUCACCGACGCUAUGAGAGAAAUAGAGGAGAAGACUAAAGUUGGUUCAACCAAUUGCGUUCGUUUUGUCGCCCGAUCCUCACAGCCAGACUAUAUCUCAAUAAAACCUUUAACUGGCUGUUACUCUGGGGUUGGCAAAAAAAGCAGAGGUGGAUCUCAGGAUCUGUCCCUGGCUAGAGGAUGCAUGAACAAAGGUGUCAUCAUGCACGAGCUUCUACACACUCUCGGCUUCCACCACGAGCAGAGCCGCGCUGACAGAGACAACUACGUCACCAUUCAUUGGGAUAACAUAAAGGAUGGUAAAAGCUCUAACUUCAAAAAGUACGAACUCGGCUACAUCCAACACCUAACCAACUACGACUACGGUUCUAUAAUGCACUACGGGAGGUAUGGCUUUGCUGCAGACAGGACCAAGCCCACCAUCACCCCUAAACGCGAUGGUGCGACCAUUGGGCAACGCGUCGCUCUCAGCACAUCUGAUAUUAGUGAGAUAAGGCAAUUUUAUAAUUGCGGCGGAAGUGGGAGCACGAACACAGCGACCACCAGCAAGCCAGUGACUCAAAAACCUGUAACCCAACAACCUGGAACCUACCUGUCUUUCUGUAACUUCGACAGCGGCAGCCUCUGCGGCUGGACCCAAGACAGCUCGGACGAUAUAAACUGGACUCUAAAAUCCGGGGCCACCAGCUCAGCAGAUACCGGACCUAGUUCUGGAUAUGGCGGCAGCGGUAAAUACAUGUACGUAGAAGCGAGUGGGAAAUCGGCGGGUGCUGUGGCCAGGCUUCUCUCUCCACGUAUAUCUCACCCCGGCGGUUCCCAACAAUACUGUGUGACCGUGUCCUACCACAUGUACGGGAACACCAUGGGGAACUUGAUGAUAGGUACCAAGCUCGGCUCCUCUUUCAAGACCAUGUACACACUGAAAGGAGAAAAAGGCAACUCCUGGAGAAAUAUGCGCCUUACUACCACUAUUUCUUAUUCUGGAUCGUCCCUUCAAUUCUUUUUUGCGGGUGAAAGAGGAAGUGGCGUCAGGAGUGACAUUGCCAUCGACAACGUCAAGAUCAGCCGUGGCCGAUGUUAACAGCAGCAAUAAGUCUGUUAGAAAAUUUCACGCUAUGCAAUUCAGAGGACACUUUAUAAACUCGACCGUGUAAAGCACUUUGUCCACAUGAAAUCUUAUAAUAAAA
Messenger RNA from Lingula anatina, 1406 nucleotides. RefSeq names its product meprin A subunit alpha. Gene Ontology annotation, molecular function: metalloendopeptidase activity; zinc ion binding. Lineage: Eukaryota; Metazoa; Brachiopoda; Lingulata; Lingulida; Lingulidae. Gene Ontology annotation, cellular component: membrane. Gene Ontology annotation, biological process: proteolysis. The record is from RefSeq and is a predicted model, not a curated record.